AACUGCUGCGGUUACACAAUUCAUAGGCCAUUCGGCUAUGAGUCUUCAACAAAGUAGCAGUAACGGUGACAAGUGACAUUUGAUACUUAUUAACUCAUUAAUUUAAUACACCGCAUAAUCGGCCCAUUUUUCUCGCAAUUUUGCUCACGUAUAUCAUCACAGUUGUGAAUAUAAAAUAAUAAUGAGCAAAAAGGAAGGGGAAAUUAUUUUUCCAAUAAAACCAGCUGGUCCACCGAGAGUGUGGAAAAUUAUCGAAACUAAAAGGAAGGACACGGGUGCUCCGAUUAAAUUUUCUAUUCAAGAGAUACCGGAAGACAGAUACGAGGAUGUGAUUGAUCACAUGUGUAAAUAUUUCAUCGCGGACGAGCCCAUGUCUGAUUCCUUGGACGGAAUAAACGAUCCUGAAUACGUGGAAACCUUCAAAAACUUUUGGAUCCAAUUUUUGAAACAAGGUUUAUCAGUGGCUGCGUUCACGGAAAAUGCGAAUGGCGGUAAGCCAAUAAUCGCGGGAUGCAACAUGCUCGCAUUGACUUUCAAGGGGGAGGAAAUAGAUUAUAACGCGAUUAAGUCGAGAAAUGGGCAGAAAGUAGUGAAAACUGUGGUCGAGCUGACCAAAAAGGUAAACGUAUUUGAGAAAUAUGGGGUGGAUAAAUAUAUGACCGCUUUCGGCCUCUCGGUGGAUCCGUCGUACAGAGGAGCCGCUCUGGGCGGUCAUCUUCUUAAUGCCAGAGUGGACAUUGGCCGUGAAUACAACAUUUCAGUAACGUCCACGGCGUUCACCUCACCGAUCUCUCAGAAACUGGCCGCACGAUGUGGAUUCGAAACAUUGAUUGAGAAAGAUUACGUAGAUAUGGUGGAUGAAAAGGGGAAUCAAUUGUUUCCAGGGAUCAAAGUGAAGUCUUUGAAGGUGAUGAGCAGGAAGCUCUUUUAAUGCGAGCACAGUGUUAUAAAAAUUUAAUGCUGUUUAUUAAUUUUAAAGAUCGAUAAUCGAUAAUAUUCUCAACAAUGGAGACCUAAUGAAAAAAUAUUGGAAAGUUAGAAGAGAAAUCUGAAAAAUAAACAUGUAUUUUUGAAAUUGUGACAGCCAAAGCAUAUGCUAAAUAAAUAACAGAAAGAACUUUUGGAUCAACCUAAGAAACAUUGGAAAGUCAUAUACAUAUCAUAAUAGUUGCUUAUCAUUGCGAAAAAUAAUACAAGCACACAAUUUCUGGUAGUGCGAAUUAUGAGAAAUGCGAGUAAUGAGGUGAUGCGGUCUAUUUCCUGGCGUAGCAAGACGAGCAAAUUACCUCACAAUGGGACAAACGAUUUCAAUUUGUGUCAAUAGGAAAUUUUAUCUCCACGUUUUACUAUUCAACACUUGUCGAGAGCAAUGCAGUGCAAAAAUUUUCUGCUUUCUUUCUUUUUUUUUUUUUUGGUAAUAUCGCUUCUGAAGAAUUCAUAAAAAAUAAAAAAAAAUU
Apis florea (little honeybee) is the source of this 1457-nucleotide messenger RNA. RefSeq names its product arylalkylamine N-acetyltransferase-like 2. Lineage: Eukaryota; Metazoa; Arthropoda; Insecta; Hymenoptera; Apidae. Gene Ontology annotation, molecular function: N-acetyltransferase activity. The record is from RefSeq and is a predicted model, not a curated record.